AUGGCAUCUUCUAUGAGGAGCUUGCCCUCAGACCACAGCCGAUAUCUCGAAUCUUUUCGUCUGUUCCUUGAGAAUUCGACAGAGCACCAAUGCAUGCUGGAAUUCAUUGAGAAGAAGCUGCCGGGCAUAAUAUCGAGCAUUGGAAAUGGCAAAUCUGCAAUCAAUAUUCUAAGUGUAGGUGGUGGUUCAGGUGAAAUUGACCUUCAGAUUCUCUCAAAAAUACAGGCUAAAUAUCCAGGAGUUACCAUUAACAAUGAGGUGAUAGAGCCAAACGAUGAACAAAUCCUCAGCUACAAAGAACGUGUGGCUAAGACACCGAACCUUGAGAACAUAAAGUUUACCUGGCAUAAGGAGACAUCGUCUGAAUACGAAAGUCGAAUGAAUGAGAAAAAAGAGUUUAAGAAAUGGGACUUUAUUCACAUGAUUCAGAUGCUCUACUAUGUAAAAGAUAUCCCUGCUACUAUUCAAUACUUUCACAGUCUGCUGGAAGCUAAGGCUAAGCUCCUUAUUAUUCUCGUCUCAGAGCUGAUCCCUGAGGACUGAUACCUUGCUCAUCCUGCCAGCAUUUAUUUCAAGUAGCCCAAUAUUAGAGUCUAGUCCUGCAAAUUCUUACACAAAUAGUCCCAUGUAAGGGGAUUCACUACCCAUUUCUCAUGCAAAUGGGAUAUUAUCUGGGAAAACUAUAGCGGAAACCAGUGGCUUUUAUUUUCAAUUAUAACUGUACUAUUAAGUACUCUUCUUUGCUGGGCUGGGGGUGGGGAGAGAUCUUUGUCCCUAGUUGUACUUCUCUUCAUUCACGAGUUCUCCUGACACUGAAGUUAAAGGGACAGCAGGAUUAGGUCUCUGUGUCUCCUCCAAGAUAAAUAAACUGUGGAUUGCUUUUGGGUUUGACUUUCUUUACCUUAGAUUUGCCCUGCCCAGUGAAUUCUGUCCUUUACAUGAUCUCUUGCUAGUAAGGUACAGCACAUCAGCGAUGCGAGUGAAGUGAACGCCUAAGUGCCAGCUUGAGAUUAAGAAGCAACAAAACUGUCAGACACUGAAAUCUAUUUUUAUAUUUUGCCAGAGGAUGUCAACAUAAAUAA
Messenger RNA from Gopherus flavomarginatus (Mexican gopher tortoise), 1082 nucleotides. It is a transcript of the gene HNMT, whose product is annotated as histamine N-methyltransferase. NCBI's taxonomy places the organism in Eukaryota, Metazoa, Chordata, Testudines, Testudinidae. Gene Ontology annotation, molecular function: N-methyltransferase activity. The transcript is spliced from 6 exons. The record is from RefSeq and is a predicted model, not a curated record. The coding region runs from base 1 to 543 and encodes 180 amino acids.